Molecule: messenger RNA, 820 nt
Organism: Nelumbo nucifera (sacred lotus)
Lineage: Eukaryota; Viridiplantae; Streptophyta; Magnoliopsida; Proteales; Nelumbonaceae
Product: glutathione S-transferase F11-like
Biological process (GO): glutathione metabolic process
Cellular component (GO): cytoplasm
Molecular function (GO): glutathione binding; glutathione transferase activity
Source: RefSeq, a predicted model, not a curated record
UAUUGGCUUGAGAGAUAUCACGUGAUAACCACCAUUUGGAUAUAGUCCAAACAUCCCUCGUUUUGGUUAUUAUAUAAAGCGUAAGGCUCUAUUGCGCUGAAGCAAGCAUUGUUGUAGUAGUGUUUGUGUCUCCACUUUUGCACAGAAAAAUGGUGGUGAAGGUCUAUGGUCCAGUGACGGCAGUUUGCCCUCAGAGAGUUAUAGCUUGUCUCAUUGAAAAAGAUGUGGAGUUCGAAGUAAUACAUGUAGACCUCGACUCUAUGGAGCAGAAGAAACCCGAGUUUCUCACUAAACAGCCGUUUGGACAAGUUCCAGUAAUAGAAGAUGGAGAUCUCAGGCUCUUUGAGUCAAGGGCAAUCAUAAGGUAUAUUGCUGCUAAAUAUGCUGACCGUGGUCCGAAUCUUCUUGGGAAUACUUUGGAGGAGAAAGCAAUGGUGGAUCAAUGGCUUGAAGUGGAAGCUCACAACUACAAUGACUUGGUGUUCAGUAUUGUAUUUGAACUACUCAUCCUCCCACGAAUGGGUAAAGUGGGGGAUAAGGCUUUCGUUUAUACCUGUGAGCAAAAACUUGCAAAGGUGCUUGACAUUUAUGAGGAAAGGUUGUCAAAAAGCAAAUAUCUUGCCGGAGAUUCCUUCACCCUAGCCGAUCUCAGCCACCUUCCGGCAACCAGAUACCUGACAAAUGAAGCAGGAAUGGGGCAUCUUGUGAGAGACAGGAAGCAUGUUAAUGCAUGGUACGAGGAUAUCACCAAGAGAGCUGCUUGGAAGAAAGUUGUGAAUCUUAUGAAUUGAUUAAAUUGUAAGUUGUUCUACUCAAGGGG